ACAGCAGAGCGUUACCAGAGUUCAAGCACGCUGCGCAGGCCGGGUCGUCCGCAGUCCCUCUCGCCGCCCAAGUCAUGGCUCUGGUGCGCGCGUGCCGUGCUCUGUCGGUGCCGACGCUGGCGCGCCGCGCGCUGACGGUGGCGCCCCGCCGGCAGCUCACCUCCGUCUCCGCCGAGACGCCCAUUGGCGUCGUCGGUGUCGGAAAUGUCGGCGAUGCCGUCUGCAAGAACCUCCUGCGCAGCGGCUACAAGGUGGCGGCAAUGUACGACAUUGACCCCCGGCGCGGCGCGGACCUGGACGACCGUAUCCCGCGGGCCACCUGUUCCCGCCAGGUGGCGGAACAGUCCGAUGUCGUCAUCACGUGUCUGCCGAAGCCGGCCCACGUGGAGGCGUCGUACUCGGGCGCCGACGGCCUGCUGGCGGGGCUGCAACACGGUCGCCGUUUGGAUCGACCACUAGACCACAGACUAUCAGCAGACCAUCCAGGUACCACCAGCAGGUGA
Pollicipes pollicipes is the source of this 503-nucleotide messenger RNA. Its product is annotated as 3-hydroxyisobutyrate dehydrogenase, mitochondrial. NCBI's taxonomy places the organism in Eukaryota, Metazoa, Arthropoda, Thecostraca, Pollicipedomorpha, Pollicipedidae. Gene Ontology annotation, biological process: L-valine catabolic process. The transcript has 4 exons. Gene Ontology annotation, cellular component: mitochondrion. Bases 75 to 503 code for a protein of 142 amino acids. The record is from RefSeq and is a predicted model, not a curated record. Gene Ontology annotation, molecular function: 3-hydroxyisobutyrate dehydrogenase activity; NADP binding.